Geodia barretti is the source of this 1320-nucleotide messenger RNA. The record is from the annotation of a GenBank genome assembly. NCBI's taxonomy places the organism in Eukaryota, Metazoa, Porifera, Demospongiae, Tetractinellida, Geodiidae.
AUGGAUGCCGCCACCCGCGGCCUGCACGAGGGCAUCGACGCCGCGAUGCGCCGCACCGGCGUGCCGUAUCUGCAUCCCGACGGAGAGACGAUCCAGCUCGACCUGCUCGGCAGCGGCCCCAUGGUGCGGUGGCAGGAGCGCAAGCAGGAGCUGAUGUUCCUGGGCUCCUCCUGCUGGUCGGACCUGCCGCAGAUCUACGGCCGCUACGGCACCACGCCGUCGCGGCGGCUGCUGGCGUGGGUCCGCGAGUUGGAGGGGGCGCAGGCGGCGGUGCUCACCGACACCGGCAUGCAGGCGUGCGCGCUGCUGUUCGACGCGCUGCUGGAGCCCGGCGACCACGUGGCGUGCGCGCGCGGCGUCUACAACAAGAGCAAGGCGUACCUGAGCCGGCUGACCACGCUGCUCGGCGGCGAGCUGACCCUGGUGGACGACCUGAGCUACGCGGGGCUGGCCGCCGCGUUGCGGCCGGACACUCGGCUGCUGUUCGUCGAGACCUAUACCAACCCGCUGAUGCGGGCGGUCGACCCGGAGGCGCUGGCGCGCGCCGUGGGCUCCGCGCGCGCGGCCGGCGGCGCGCGGCUGGUGGUGGCGCUCGACAGCACCAUCGCCAGCCCCUGGGGCCUGGCGCAGCCGGCGCUGAGCUGGGACGGCGUGGACGUGGUGGUGGUGUCCGGCACCAAGGCGCUGGCCGGACAGGACCGCGACAUGUGGGGGUAUCUGGCCUCCGACGAUGUGCGCCUGCUCAACGGCGUGAUGGAUCUGCAGGCGAUGCGCGGCGGCAUCGCCGACUGGCGGCGCGCCACGGCGAUCCUGACCGGCCUGGAUCAGGCCGAACCGCGCUUCCGCCGGCGCUGCGCCACCGCGCGGGCGGUGACCGCGUUCCUGGCCGCCCAUCCGCUGGUGGAGGCGGUGUUCCACCCCACGGCGCCCGGCCAUCCGGACGCCGCGGUGAUCGCCACGCACUACACCGAACCGGGCUCGAUCGUGAGCUUCCGGCUGCGCGACGCCGACGAGGCGCAGGCCCGCCACUUCUGCGACGUGCUGGCGAUGUGCGGGGUGCUGCGCUACGCGCUCAGCUUCGACGGCCUGGCCACCAAGCUGAACCACCAUCGCUCGGUAUCCGAAUACUUCACGGCCGAGGAGGAGGUGCGGCGCAUCGGCGUGGAUCGGCUGGUGCGGUUGGGCAUCGGGGUCGAGCAUCCCGACGACCUGAUCGCCUGCCUGAACUGGACGCUGUGGCACCGGCAUGAAAUCACCUCGGCCGAGAUAGCAGCGUGGCAGGCCGAGCGCGCCGGCGCCCUGGGGCUCGGCGACUCCUGA